CUAGGAUGUCGAUGCGCCGUCGAGGACUGACUUAACCCCGCUCACCCGGCGCGAUAUGGUUAUACUUGAGCAAAGCAUGAAACACAGCAUGGACACCAGAAUGUCCGAACUCGUAAGCAGUAUCUCGCAAUCAUUGAAACUGUCGGUAGAAGCCGGCAUACGAUCCGCAAUGUCUGCGAGAGAUUCAGCGGAGGCUCCCGUAGCCCACGAGUCAUCAUCGUCAUCUGGGAAUGCAACCGGUGCUUCUUCUUCGAGUGCACCGACGGUCAAAGGGCAUGCUAGUUCCCGGAGAUACAAGGGCGAUGAUGAUAUGGCUGACGACGAGAUGGACAUGAUGCCGGACAACACACGCUUACCUACCAAUCAUCGCCAGCGCAAGAGGAAGGCUCCGGAGGAGAAUACGUUCAAGGAUUGCAUACGUACCCACGCUCUUCGUUUGAUGAAACGUGAUACACACAAGUCCCCGUUCGCCAACAUCCCGUCUGCAGAGCAGAUCGCAGCCUUCGACCCCAGCAGCGGCCGCGAGUGUUGCAGCGCGGAUAACUUCUCUUAUGACAUACACGCUCGACCUUCGUCUGCUUGGAAUCUAUCUACAGCGAGAGUCUUCGCAGCGGACUUCAAGGCCCAGUAUCCCCGGAUAGAAAAGUCGGAGGAUGAAGUGAAACAAGCUUGGAUGGCCCACACGGACACUCUGCGCCGGCAGUAUCGAGACCAGGCGAUAGCGCAAUCCGAGGCUCUGUACGAGCAGAAGCGUCACAGGCAGCAGGAACGGAAACGGCAGCUUUUUCAGAGAAGACGCAACGUUUCGGUAUCGUUGCUUUCUACGAGGGCCACGGAACUUGUAGAUGCGCUUGGCGUUCAUGGUAUGAGCACCGAUGAGUCCGAUCACGAAGCUGGGAGAGGGGAAGCCACGUACUUCAUACGUUCCAAGACUUGGCGCUCUGCAGAACUUCAAACAUGGCUACGCACGCUCGAUUCGCUUCACCUAUGGACGCGCUACAGAGGAGGCUUCAAGGCUUCACAGGGCGGUUGGCCGCACUUUCGCGUGGCUAGUCAACACCCCUGUACCCGCCCUCCCAUCGUUGGACUCCCCACAAAUUGCUACGCCCCAUCUCUCCUGCAGCGAUACGACACGUUCAAAUUGAAGUGGCUAAGCCCUCUACCGAACAACAUUGACCUGAAGCACCCUGAUCCGAUCAUUGAAACGGCGAGACUGUACGACCUCGCGCACAAAGUCUUGGUUACUGGGCACUUCGAUCCUGAGAGGCCUGGCCGAGAGAAUACGCCAGGUGCCGAUGCAAGAACUCAACAGUGAGAGCCUUCCGUAGAGCGAUUGCUCAGGUUCUUUCGACCGGACAUUCGAACUGCAGGCUUUGCCGACGCACGAGAUGCUCUCCAUAUAUUUCAUAUACGAU
Fomitopsis serialis is the source of this 1415-nucleotide messenger RNA. RefSeq lists its product as uncharacterized. NCBI's taxonomy places the organism in Eukaryota, Fungi, Basidiomycota, Agaricomycetes, Polyporales, Fomitopsidaceae. The record is from RefSeq and is a predicted model, not a curated record. The transcript has 4 exons. Bases 56 to 1315 code for a protein of 419 amino acids.